Engraulis encrasicolus (European anchovy) is the source of this 5070-nucleotide messenger RNA. RefSeq names its product zinc finger FYVE domain-containing protein 1. Gene Ontology annotation, molecular function: 1-phosphatidylinositol binding; phosphatidylinositol-3-phosphate binding; phosphatidylinositol-3,4-bisphosphate binding. Gene Ontology annotation, biological process: lipid droplet formation. Lineage: Eukaryota; Metazoa; Chordata; Actinopteri; Clupeiformes; Engraulidae. The transcript has 12 exons. The record is from RefSeq and is a predicted model, not a curated record. Gene Ontology annotation, cellular component: lipid droplet. Bases 132 to 2114 code for a protein of 660 amino acids.
CUGAGAGGAAGUGCACGUGGGAAAUGCGUUUGUUGUUGUCUGUGAAGUUGACGUGCUAGCCAGCCAGCUUCAACAACAAAGACCCCCCAGCUUUCAAAGGUAGCAAUGGUACACAAGUGACAUUUCCGAAUAUGUCUGAGAUGUUACUGAAGGAAAUGGAGGACAUAUCUCUUUCAAGUCACCACAAACCAGUCGAAGACAACGGCGACGGCAGGAGUUUCCUUUUGGUUGACGAAAAUGAAAACUUGAAGGUGCGUGAUGAGGAGCACUUCCUCCAGAAGCUGGGCUGCGACAGCGAGGUGGCCGCCCAGGGCGUCAAGGUCAUCUCCAUCUUCGGCAACACGGGUGAUGGCAAGUCGCACACGCUCAACCACGUGCUGUUUGACGGCGAGGAGGUCUUCGCCACCUCCGCCUCGCCCGCCACCUGCACGGUGGGCGUGUGGGCCGCCUACGAGCCGGACCUGGGCCUAGUGGCGCUGGACACCGAGGGCCUGCUGGGAGCCACGACCCAGCAGAAUCGACGCAUGCGGCUGCUCCUGAAGGUGCUGGCUGUGUCAGACGUGGUGGUGUACCGCACGCGUGCCGAGCGGCUGCAUAAUGACAUGUUCCAGUUCCUGGGCAGUGCCUCGGCCGCCUACCUGCGCUACUUCACCCCGCAGCUGCGUGCCCUCUCCAGCCGCCGCGGCCUGGACGUGCCCCUCUCCAGCCUGGGGCCCGCCGUCAUCGUCUUCCAGGAGACCUCGCGCACACAGCUGCUGGGACAGGAUGGCUUGGGCCCGGUGCAGGCGGACACGCAGCUGCAGAAGCGCUUCCAUGACCUGGGCCAGACCACAGAGGCCUUCAGCUCCGUGCAGUAUGUAGGCACCCAGACAAUCGCGCCCCCUACAGACUACUCUCAGCUACUGCAGGCCGUCCGCCACCAGGUCAGGAACAUGGCCACGCGCGCCCCUCGCCAACCGACCAUCGUCUUUAGGGCACUGCAGGCCCUGAGUGAGCGGUUCUGUGGCGACAUCUCUGAUGACAAGAUCAACAUCUACUCCUUCUUCCCCGACGAAUACUUCACCUGCCCCUGCGUCUGCCUCAGCUGCAAUGUGCGGUGCAAGAUGGGCAUGAACCACCAGAAAGACGGCAUCCACCACAGCGCAGAUGGUUUGUGCCAGUACGCCCAUCAGUACAACAACAAGGUCCUCAUUUGUAAGAGGUGCUAUGAGGGAGGCCGGGAGAUGAUCGUGAUUCCCAAGACCUCGGCCGCGGCGGACAACCCCUGGUUUGGCCUCGCCAAAUACGCCUGGUCAGGGUAUGUGCUGGAGUGCCCCCACUGUGGCAUCAUCUACCGCAGCAGGCAGUACUGGAUGGGUAACCAGGACCCCGAGGGCUCCGUGGUGCGACCUGAGGUCAAGCAUGUCUGGCCUGGGUCGGAGCUGUUCUCCACUGACCACCAGAACGCUGCCCAGCGGGUGCUGGACGGCAUGAACUUCGUGAUCCAGUCGGUGUCGGAGUACAGCACGGGUCCCACCAAGGCCAUCACGUCCUGGCUCACCGACCAGGUGGCACCCCCUUACUGGAGGCCCAACGCAGAGAUACAGGCGUGCCAGGCAUGCAAGAAGCCGUUUGAGGAGCUGGAGCGUAAGCACCACUGCCGGGCGUGUGGCGAGGGCUUCUGCCAGGCCUGCUCCACGCGCUCCAUGCCCGUGCCCGAGAGGGGCUGGGGCAACGCCCCCGUGCGGGUCUGUGACGCCUGCUUCCGCCAUGGGGGGCCCGCCGCCACCGCCAACAACCAAGUGGCUCCACUGGAGAGCCGGACCCUGAUGGCUCGCAAGGUGACUGAGGUGGCCCAGUCUACACUCAACAUGGUGUCCACCGCCGUGGACUACCCCUUGUGCUUUGUGAAGGGUGUGGCGCGUCCCGACUACUGGAUCCCUGACCACGAGAUCGUGGACUGCAACCAGUGCAACAAGGCCUUCACGCCCAGCAUCCCCAAGCACCACUGCCGGGCGUGCGGCCAGGGCGUGUGCGGCCCGUGCUCUGCCCAGAGCCGGCCCGUGCCCUCGCGCGGCUGGGACCACCCGGUGCGCGUCUGCGACGGCUGCGCUGCCAAAAGGGACAGCCUGUAGAGCCGAGAGGGAGAAGCUGACAAGAGGAGAGCAGCGGAUGGUGGCGGCUCGGACACAUAGACAGGUGUUCGGACACAUGGUGCAUACAUUACGAGGCCUGGCACGUGUGUCUACAAAUGCUUUGACAAACGCGUGCUAUAAAAGGGACAGCCUGUUGGUAGAUUUAGGCAGGCGUGUAUUUGCAAACUUGGAUGUCCAUGCACACAUACACACACAGGAACGUAUAUAUCAUACACAGACACUAGCACACAAACAUAUACCAUAUGCACGCACACACCCAGAAACGUGUGCACACACACACACACCACACACACACACACACACACACACACACACACACACACACACAAUAAAAACACACAAUGUGUCCGAGCAGUCUAAGGCUGGCCGUUCCCCCAUGUUCACUCCUCUUGGUUGACGGUGACUCUAUAGCCAGUGUGGUGGGCGCAGUAAUCACACGCUUCCUCGUGAUGAAUAACGGCGUCUGAUGGCAUCAGGGAAGAACUUCACUAACAAUCUCCUCCGCCACGAGCCUUCUGAUUCAGGUGAUCUUCGCUGCCCUGUGUGGGUCACUCACUCACUCACUCACUGCCCCUCUUCUCGCUACACCAAGAGCAUGAAUAUAUCAGAGCAUUUUUUACUCAAACUUACACCUGCCUGCCUGUCGCAUUUUUAAAUACACAAUUAAAGGGGACAAGUGGAAAUGCGCUCGUCGGAGGGAUAAGCACUUUUUUUCAGAUAGGGAAAUUGAGCAAUCACCUUUUCUUUUAAAAAUGAUUUGUCCUUGUUGCUGCUUGAGCCGGACGUGUUUGAUUGACAGCCCAUAACUACACCAGGCGAGCUGUCAAGUAGGCAUGGAGGCAAAUAGCGUUUUCUGAAGGAGAUUUUUAUUCAUGAGCCACACCAACUCACCUUACCGUAUGAUGAGACGUACAGUAGUAGACAGACCUUACCUUACCCUCACUGUGCACUUUUUUUAUUUUUAUGUUUUAUUGCGGCCCCCAAUAGUGGGCUAUGGGAUUUUGCUGCCUACCACUUGAGCACUGGACAUCUACAUGCCACUAGCCACCCACACAUCACAUGAGGAAGAGUGUGAAAGUCAAAGUAGUUCCUUCCAUCCUUUCCUAUUGCUUGUGGCUUCUCGUCUCAUUGUCACCCUACCUGUGGGGAGAAAAUAAUGAAGUUUGCCUGCUGUCAACCAAGGCAGAGCAACUUUUGUUAUGAGAUAAUGACGUUUAAAUUGUGCUUUUGCAAGAUAUUGAAUAAGCUUAAUUCUUCAAUCAAUGUCUAUGUCAUUGAGUCUUGCAUCAUGAGGCCUCAAGCAACAGGUCAGGAUGGGAGGAACUUGUCUGACUUGCACCCUUGGAACUGGAAUCCUGCAGUCCACCCUGAUGGGCACUGGAAUUCUCCCAUCCUUCUAUAUAGGAACUGAAAUCUACAACAUGCCACCACUUUGGGAACCGGAAAACUCUGGACAAAUUGCAUUCCACUGACUAGCCUCUAGGUGACCUUGGAAUUCUGUUCCCGGGAUUCUACGUCAACACGGUCAACAAAGAAACUGGAAUUCUGCAGCACGGCGAGGCCCCUGGAAUUCUACAGGUCUACUUGGGACUUGGCUUCCUGACCCUUGAGGACUGGCCCGGACCCAGUGCCAGAAGAGCAGGGGUGGGGAACCUAUGUCUCGAGGGCCGUUGAGGCCAUUUUAUACGGCCCCCCGAUAUAAUUUCAAUGUUAUGCAGCUUCACAUGGAAUAUGGCAUGAAAGGAAUCUUAGACAAUACAAUUAAGUUAUAUUCAGGGGACCUAGAGAAGGUGGGUCUGUUUUAAAGGUGGCUACCUUCAGUAAAGGCCUAAAGCGCAGGGGAAAUCCUGGUUUGUCUUCAUAGCAUGGCCCUCGGAGGUCUUUUACAGCCCUUGGAGGAAUUUGAAUUGGCCCCUCGAAUGAAAAAGGUUCCCCACCCCUGCAGAAGAGGAUCCACUUCCCAUUAGGAGUACAGUAGACCACCCACCACUUAAACCUUCUCCUCUGCUGCAGCUCCUACUGUGUCCAGGGUGAAGAAUAACACUUAGAGACUGAUGAUGCCGUAUAGCUAACAUUCCAGUGGAGACGCACAGUGAUGAUGAAUAUAUAGUCAGUGUGUGUUUCCCACACCCAUAGGUCCUCAACUACCAGACAUAUCCAGUGAGACCCAGAGCCUAAUCGAACACGAGUCACGACUCUCUCUGCUCUCUCAUCGCUGCUUGAUGAUGAAGUUGUUUCUUCCACAUAUAGUUGUAUAGCACAGCAGCACAAAUGCACAUAUAGCGGUAAUAAUCACUAGGCAGAGGACUGUUUGCUGUCUGCUGUGGUGGAUGGCGUGCUUCUCUCUCUGCCAUCGAGCUAUGCAAUGCAAUUGAGUGAGUGCCUCCUGACUCCCUAACGCUGGUAUUGAGUUAAAGCUUAGAUUGCUGAGGGAGAGAGGCAGGUCCCCUGAAGCAUUUCAUAUGCUCCAUCUGUGUCCCUCCAUCUCACUAGGUCUCUCUUUCUUUCUGUCUGUCUGUCUCUCUCUUGCUUGUUCUCUCUCUCUUGCUCACUUGCUUUCGCUCUCUCUCUCUCUCUCUUUCAGUCUCUCGCUUUCUCUUUCUGUCUCACUCCCUCGUUUUGUCUCUCUCCUUCUCCCUCUUCAUUCUCUCUCUCUCUCUCUCUCUCUCUCUGAUAGACUCGUACACAUUGUCAUUAAACAUGUAGCAGUCACCAUAUUCCUCCCUUCAAAAUAUGCCCCUCGGAUACUGGAACGGGAACUGGAUAUGCAAAAAGCAGGACUGUACAGUAGUUAACCAAAGCUAUGAUUUUGCUUUGUUUUGUUUUUUAAUUGUACAUAUUAAUGGACUCUUCCUCAGACAAUCCAUUUUAUUCUUUUUUUCUUGAUAAUAAUUAUUAUUAAAAGACUAUCAAUAAACCUUUGAAUUCAUUUUAA